Molecule: messenger RNA, 1758 nt
Organism: Nakaseomyces glabratus
Lineage: Eukaryota; Fungi; Ascomycota; Saccharomycetes; Saccharomycetales; Saccharomycetaceae
Gene: CQD2
Product: Cqd2p
Source: RefSeq, a predicted model, not a curated record
AUGAGUUUGCCAACAUUAAUCAGGAAUCUAACGAGGCCCAAAACCCCGAUAGUCGGAGUAGCCAAAUCAAGGUUUUAUAACAAGAGAUGGGUACAAGUACUAGGGUUAAGUGUUGGUACCAGUUGUAUUCUGUAUGAGACAAAUGAGAAUUUUCACAACACUGUAAGGCAUGGAUAUAUCAGCUUCAAACGUAUCGGUGUAGUUACUAUCGCACUUUCUCGAUGUGUUAUUCAAUACAAGAAGGUAUUAUCAUUAAAUGAUACCAUUGAUGAUGAAGACCAAAAGGAUGAGAAUUUACGUCAAUGCCAUUUGAAAGCUGCUAAUAUCACGUUGAAAGCGUUAGAGAAGAAUGGUGGUGUCUUUAUAAAAUUGGGACAGCAUAUUGGGGCGAUGUCAUAUAUUUUACCCCUAGAGUGGACUCAAACUAUGGUGCCUUUGCAGGAUCAUUGCCCGGAGUCAUCUCUAGACGACAUAGACCGUAUGUUUGCCAAAGAAAUUCCUGGUGAAGAUCUUACUACUUAUUUUGAAUGGAUUGAUGAUGAACCCCUUGGUGUGGCUUCCUUGGCUCAAGUUCAUAGGGCUAAGCUCAAACAAGGAACCAAGGAGGUAGUAGCAGUAAAGUUUCAACACCCACAGUUGCAAGAAUUUGUGUCCGUCGAUGUUAUGAUGACCAAGUUUGUUUUUGCAACCUUAGAUAAAGUUUUCCCUCAAUAUUCGUUGGUAUGGUUGGCGGAUGAACUCCAUAGUUCCAUCUACGAUGAGAUAAAUUUCAAUAAAGAAGCUCAAAAUGCUGAAUUAACAGCCAAGUUUUUUAAUAAAAACAAGAAACUGAAAAGAGCCACAAGUGUCAGGGUACCAAAAGUAUUGCUACACAAGGAUAGAGUUCUGAUAAUGGAAUACAUUGGUGGUGCUAGACUUGAUGACCCAACCUAUCUGGAAGAUCAUAAUAUCAAGCGUAAUGAGGUAUCAGAAUCGUUGGCUCACAUAUUUAACAGUAUGAUAUUCACAAAAGACGCUGGAAUACACUGUGAUCCACAUAUGGGAAAUCUGUCAAUAAGAACUUGUAAACCAACAAAAGAGAAUGGCUAUCAUAACUAUGAAAUUGUUCUGUAUGAUCAUGGUCUGUACAGAUAUCCUGAUUUGAAAACAAGAAGAAAUUAUGCAAAGUUUUGGCUGAGUCUUCUUCGCCAUGAUCAAAAUGAAAUGAGGAAAUGGAGCUAUGAGUUAGCGGGCAUUACUGAUGAUGAAUUUCCUCUCUUUGCGGCGGCUAUCACUGGUAGAUCCGUGGAGAGCGCACUGAAUUAUGAUAUCGACAGCGUACGUGGUAACGACGAAAUAGAAAUCAUGAGGAAGCGGAUGCUGGAUAAGGCAUCAAUGCCUGCUGACCUUGAAGGGACCUCCACACAGGGCGAAGAGAAUAAACUAUUGAAACAACUGAUGAAAAUCCUAGCACACAUUCCACGUAUUGUGAUAUUACUACUGAAGACCAACGAUUUAACAAGAUAUUUGGAUGAGUCCUUGCGUAAUCCAUUGGGACCAGCCAGAGGAUUCCUGAUACUGACUUCAUAUUGUUCCAGUCUCGUGCUACAAGAAGAUUUAGAAACCGCCGCUGCCAUGUGGAAAGAUAACAUUUACAUCAAAGCUGCGACACAAUAUAUAGCAGCAUGGUACAAAUAUAUUGCGACAGCAUAUGUACGGACAACCGCAUAUGAAAUAAUACUCUUUUCACGAGAUUGCUACAAGAAACUAGCCCAUUAG